CAGUCGCAAGGACGCUGCAAACCCUGAAGCAGCCGCAGGUUUCGAGUCUCUUAGCAAGGCCGGAACUGCUUGUUCCCGGAGCCCUUCCCUUGCGCAGCUGGGUGACCCCCUUCCCCUCCCCAGCCUGGGCGGCACCCGGCCUAGCCCUAUCCCGAAAAGGGGGUGGGUUGGUGGGAGAGAGGUCGGCGCUUGCCCUUCCAGCCCACCCCUCUUACCCAAAUGUAUAUAGGGAGCUGAGAGGGCGCCGCUUCUCCUGACAUCCUGGUGCAACUGAGGUCGGAUCCUCCCGCUGCUGCUGCAAAGAUGGCUUUGCUAAGCCCUCGCCCGUCCGACUUGCAGCGCUUGCUGGAGAAGGACCCCUACCUGACUCCCUUUGAGCAGGACUUCGAGCGCAGGUAUAGUCUCUUCCAUCGCAUCUUGAAGAACAUUGAAGAAAAUGAAGGUGGCCUUGACAAUUUUACAAAGAGUUACCAAACAUUUGGAGUCAACAGAUUUAUUGAUGGAGGAUUGUACUGUAAGGAAUGGGCUCCUGGGGCAGAAGCUGUGUUUCUUACCGGAGACUUCAAUAACUGGAAUCCAUUUUCUCACCCGUAUAAGAAAAUGGAUUUUGGGAAAUGGGAGUUGUUCAUCCCACCUGGACCAGAUGGAUUUCAUCCUGUGCCACAUGGAUCAAAACUAAAGGUGGUUAUCAAAAGCAGAAGCGGAGAAGUCCUCUACCGUAUUUCACCCUGGGCAAGAUAUGUAACUCAGGGUGCCAAUGUGAACUAUGACUGGGUAAAUUGGGAGCCACCAACCCCAUACAGACGGAGACAUCCUGUUCCUAAGAAGCCUAAAAGCUUAAGGAUCUAUGAAUCUCAUGUGGGAAUUGCUUCCCCUGAAGGGAAAAUAGCUUCAUAUAAAAACUUCACACACAAUGUACUUCCGAAAGUCAAGGAUCUUGGAUAUAAUUGCAUUCAGUUGAUGGCUGUGAUGGAACAUGCUUACUACGCUAGUUUUGGUUAUCAGAUUACAAGCUUUUUUGCAGCAUCCAGCCGUUAUGGACCUCCAGAUGACUUGAAGGAACUAAUUGAUGUGGCCCACUCAAUGGGAAUUACUGUCUUGCUGGAUGUUGUACACAGCCACGCUUCAAAGAAUUCUGAAGAUGGCCUGAACAAAUUUGAUGGCACAGAUGACGCAUUUUUCCACUCUGGCCCUAGAGGAACACAUGCAUUGUGGGAUAGCCGACUUUUUGACUACGCAAACUGGGAGGUCUUGAGAUUUCUUCUUUCCAACCUAAGAUGGUGGAUAGAAGAGUAUGCCUUUGACGGCUUUCGAUUUGAUGGCAUAUCAUCUAUGCUGUAUCACCAUCAUGGUAUUGGCACAGCUUUUAGUGGAGAUUACAAUGAAUACUUCGGGAUGCACGUUGAUGAUGAAGCUUUAGCGUACCUAAUGAUGGCAAACCACAUGAUACAUUUCUUGCAUCCAGAAUGUAUAACGAUAGCAGAGGAAGUGUCUGGAAUGCCUGCCCUUUGCUGUCCAAUAACAGAAGGAGGAACUGGAUUUGAUUAUCGAUUGGCCAUGGCAAUUCCUGACAAAUGGAUUCAGAUAAUUAAGGAGCUUAAGGAUGAAGACUGGGAUAUGGGCAAUAUAGUGUUCACGCUAACAAAUAGGAGAUACGGAGAGAAAUACAUUGCAUAUGCAGAGAGUCAUGACCAGGCUCUUGUUGGCGACAAGACCCUGGCGUUUCGGCUGAUGGAUGCAGAGAUGUAUGAGAACAUGAGUGUCAUCUCACCUUUUACUCCAGUUAUUGAUCGAGGAAUACAGCUUCAUAAAAUGAUUCGCCUCAUAACUCAUGCCAUGGGAGGAGAGGGUUAUCUCAACUUCAUGGGUAACGAGUUUGGGCAUCCAGAAUGGUUAGACUUUCCCAGACAAGGCAAUAAUGAAAGCUACCAUUAUGCCAGGAGACAGUUUCAUUUAGCUGAUGAUCAGCUUCUUCGCUAUCGAUUCCUAAAUGAAUUCGACAGAGAUAUGAACAAGUUGGAAGAAAGAUUUGGCUGGCUUUCAUCACCUCCGGCUUACGUGAGUGAAAAACAUGAAUCAAACAAAGUUAUUGCUUUUGAGAGGGCAAAUCUUCUGUUUAUAUUCAAUUUCCACCCAUCUAAAAGCUACACAGACUACAGAGUGGGUAUAGAAAAACCAGGAAAGUAUAAAAUUGCACUGGAUUCUGAUGCUCCGGAGUAUGCAGGACAUAACAGACUGGACCAUAAUACAGAAUUCUUCUCACAGGAGUAUGGACAUAACUGUCGGCCUAAUUCUAUUUUGCAACCCAAUUCACUGAGUGCAAGUGAUCGCCAGUCCCGAGGACAACAGCACACAUACUACCUGGAGGUGUACAUUCCAAGCAGAGUGGCUCUAGUGCUUCAGAAUAUGGAUAUCCAAAACUGAAGACAUCCAUCCUACAAUUAGAUCCAUGAUGUCAAAGGCCAGGCACCAUUUUGAGGAGAGAGAUAUCCCUGGGUUUACUGUUUGGAAACUUUUCUAUAUGAAGAUACAUAUUAAUACUGAGAGCAUUAAAUAUGGGCCUAUUGUUUGUUUAUAAUUUCCCGUUGUGAAAUGCUUAUUCAAAGAAAUAAGCAUUUAAAAUCAGAGGAAAGAAAAGUGCAUUGUUGACAACUCGACGGAUUGUUGACAGACUUAGAUUUCAGAACAGCUGGUAUCCUCAAAGUAACUCUUCCAGUAUUUUAUGAGAAAUAAUUCAAAAACUGCCUUCACUGUUUUCAACUAUUUGCUUCAAUCCCAUUUAUAAUUUUGGUACUGAAUGCAGUUUUUUCAUUAGAUGACAUUUUGUGUUAGAAAUAAAUAAAUAAUGAUGUUGUUGCCUUCAAAGGGGCCCUUAUGUAUUUGUUUGACAGUGGGUUCCAAGCUUAUUAAAUGUUUUCAGUGUUUUCAUAUGUUAAACCACUAAAAAAGCAAGGUUGUUAGAUUUAACAAACCUAUUGGAAAAUAUAUAUAUAUUGGGGAAUGAUACACCUGAAAGUACUGAGUAUUAUACCCUACAGAGCUUGCACAUAAUAAUAAUAAUUUAUUAUUUAUAUGCCACCCAUCUGACUGGAUUGCCCCAGCCACUUUGGGUAGCUUCCAACAAAUUAAAACAUACAGUUAAAGACACAGGCUCAUUCCCAAACAUACUUUCUAAAAACCAAGUCAUACAAUAAAUUGCUUAGGAAGCAAUCCAAACCCAAGAUCCACCAGUAUGAGUAGGGUUUGGAAUUGGGGUAAUUUAGGACAUCAUAAAUUACACUGGGAUUAAUCAUGCCAACUUCCUAUAGUUUGCAUUGCUCUGCUCCUCUUAUUUAUGUUUCAUUGUAUCAAAGCACAUCACAACCAGUUAUACAAAUGGCAGGCGAAGCAUGCAACUUCAGUAUCAUGCUUGGAAAUUGCGACCUCACAUCUUUGUAAAUCAAACUAUCUAACUUGCUAACCAUGAGUGAACACAUAUAGAACAUUAUUUCAAUCGAUCUAGGUGAUAACUUAAAACGUUAGCGUAAUAGAAUUGAUUCUUCACUACAUAUCUUGAGUGAGAUCCAGCGUAGUGUGAUCCUGAAUCCACUUGUGUAAUUGGGCUUCUCCUUCCCUCUGUGUCCCCCC
Podarcis raffonei (Aeolian wall lizard) is the source of this 3627-nucleotide messenger RNA. It is a transcript of the gene GBE1, whose product is annotated as 1,4-alpha-glucan branching enzyme 1. The transcript has 17 exons. Gene Ontology annotation, cellular component: cytoplasm. Gene Ontology annotation, molecular function: cation binding; 1,4-alpha-glucan branching enzyme activity; hydrolase activity, hydrolyzing O-glycosyl compounds. Bases 304 to 2424 code for a protein of 706 amino acids. Gene Ontology annotation, biological process: glycogen biosynthetic process. The record is from RefSeq and is a predicted model, not a curated record. NCBI's taxonomy places the organism in Eukaryota, Metazoa, Chordata, Lepidosauria, Squamata, Lacertidae.